Molecule: messenger RNA, 1269 nt
Organism: Clunio marinus
Lineage: Eukaryota; Metazoa; Arthropoda; Insecta; Diptera; Chironomidae
Source: the annotation of a GenBank genome assembly
AGUACAUUAAAGGGUGUGUUUUCGAGAAUCUAAAUAUUGUUUGUUUAUGUUCAUUUUUAUUCGUAAAAUAUAAGUUUCCUUCAAUAAAAUAAAAAAUUCGAAAGUACAAAAUGUUUCUCUACAACACGGAAAGAUACCUUGCUGCCUUAUAUUCACUUGGAGGAUUUUUUAGUCUCCUAAGCACUAUAUCAAUGGCAAUUGUAUGGAUGCAUUGGCGUGUAGUUUUAAAUACCUGUGCUGGAGACUUCCACAGUUAUCAAUCAUACUAUGACGAACAUGAUUGUGGAUGUAUUUUAUAUGCUAAAGAUACAUUGUCAUAUUUCGUUGGUUCUGACAUAUGGAUUUGCUUUUGGGCUACAUUUGCAUCUAUUCUUCCUUUAAUUUUCUGUUUCGUAUUUGGCUGCUAUCAUGUAUACCGUGUAUGUUGUAGAUCAACCCCUCCAAGAAGAGCUAAAACAGAACUUCAUCAAAGAUCAAAUGAAGUGAUGCAAUUGACAGUCGAAGAAGAUAUCGUUGAAGAAAACGAUAUAUCGCCUUAUUAUUGGACACCUGUUACUAUAAUCGCUAUAAUAAUGGUUUUUUAUACUUUAAGUCAUGCAGUUACGGUAUCAGAUGGAUUUCGCAGCACAUGUAAACAAUAUCGUAACACCGUUGUGAAAUAUAUUCAGGCGCAAGGACAAAUGGUUGGAGUGAUUCAGUCCAGACUUAGCUGUGGAGCGAUAUUUGAUUUUAUGGAUUACUUGCAUCAAGAUUUGUCAUACGAAAAACGCCGUGAUUACAGAAUAAAUACAUCAAUUCCAUUCAUCUUAGCCGUGGUGGGUGUUUGGGGAGCUUGUAUUUGUUGGAUUGGGAUUACAAUAGUAAACAUAAUGCGUUGCCGACACAGUAGAAGAGUCAGAAUUUAAUUUCCUACUCUUCAAAUUACAUAAUUCAACACAAAUUCACUUUAUGAAAAAGAAACAUUCUACAAGAUUAAAUUCCAAAAAUUUCAGAGCAUUUUUAUUAUAUACUUAGUCUAUAAGAAAAUAAUUGAUUUGUCAUAUUUCAAUCUUAUAUAACUUAUAACGAUUCCGUCUUAUUUUAUUUUUAAAGUAAAUUUUAACUUUGACAUGCCUUAAAAAUUACACUAUAAUUAUAUUUGAACAAUAUCCAUCCACGUAGUUAUACUUAGAAAAAUUAAAAAUCAUUUUUUAGACUAAAAUUAAAACACAAUGUAAUUUUUAAAUAAGAAAAUUUAAUAAUAAAAACAUAUUUUUUGAUAAUAAUAAA